UACCAUAAUUGACCUUUAGCGAGGGUGUGUGCGUUGAGCAAGUCUAUUAGUAUUACUAUUAGUACUAUAACCGUGUAGGCGAAAUACGCGCCUGUGUGUUUGUGUGCGUGUGUGUCUAUCUAUCUGUACAAGUGUGCAUAAAUUUCGUACAACGAACGAUAGCGCAUCGAUCAGUGAAAUACGCCGUGAGUUUGAGACCGAGGCUGGCCACGAGGCUGCUGUCUAGAGCGUACCGAUCGCAUCGUUGUUGGGAGUCGAUCGAGCCGCGGCCAUGAACACUACUACUACUAGUAACUGUAGGUGCAAUGAGUGCGUCAAGCAGACGGCGCCUGCCGGUGGUGAAGACUGCUGUGAGGAGAGAGACGAUGGCGUGAAGGCCACCGAUCUCAUUCAGUGUCUGGCGCUAGUGCCAAAGUAUCCGCGAACGACGGCCCACGAUGCGCCGACUAGGCGCAUGAAGAUUGACCUUCUGCUCUCUGAGCUGAAACUAUCAGAUGAAACCUAUGGCAAAGUUCGGGACUUGAUGAUGACAGCUUUCAACCGGGGUCUAGGCAGGAAGGACAAUGCGACGGCCGCUGUCAAGAUGUUCCCAUCCUACGUACGCUCAAUACCCGAUGGCACUGAACGAGGAAAGUUCUUGGCGUUGGAUCUCGGCGGGACAAACUUCCGUGUGCUAUUAAUAGAACUCGAGCCGGGAUCAGAGGUACUGAUGAAGAGCAAGAUCUAUGCUAUCCCACAAAGGAUCAUGGUCGGCACAGGCAAGGGUUUGUUCGACCACAUCGCCCACUGUUUGGCGAUGUUCAUCCGCGAGCACAAGCUGGAGAACGAGACCCUCCCUCUCGGCUUCACCUUCUCGUUCCCUUGCCGGCAAGAGGGCUUGACGGCAGCCAGGCUGGUGAAGUGGACGAAGGGUUUCAGGUGCUCGGGCGUGGAAGGAGAGGAUGUCGUCAGGCUCCUGCGUGAAGCCGUCGCGAGAAAGAGGGCGUCAGAACCUGCUGUCUGUUGCCAGCAGGAGUACGAUAUCGACGUCGUCGCCCUCGUUAACGACACCGUCGGGACGCUCAUGGCCGUCGCACACAGAAAUCCGAAAUGUUUGAUCGGACUCAUCAUAGGCACAGGCACAAAUGCCUGUUAUAUGGAGCAAUUGGACAAUGUUGAGCUAUGGAAUGAAGAUUACAAUGAGCCAAAAGAGGUGAUAAUAAACACAGAAUGGGGAGCAUUCGGUGACGAUGGUGACCUGGACUUUAUGUUGACUUCUUUCGACCACGAGGUGGACAAGGGGACACUUAAUCGAGGAAAGCAGCUAUAUGAGAAGAUGAUAUCUGGCAUGUACAUGGGAGAGGUGGCCCGCCAAGUUCUCGUGAAACUUGUCGAAGAGAAGCUACUGUUCAGCGGCGAGCUCUCAGAGGAACUAAGCACGCGCGGGAAUUUCUACACCAAAUACAUAUCUGAAAUUGAAAGCGACCCGCCAGGAGACUACACGAACGUCAAGCAGGUACUGGAGGAGUUGGAUAUCACAAACUACACGGAUGAGGACUGCCAGGUCAUCAGGGAGACGUGCGAGGUCGUCUCGUCGCGAGCAUCUUACCUAUGCGCAGCCGGUUUGGCCGCGCUGCUACAGAAGAUAAAUCGGGACGAAGUUAGUGAUGCGCUGUGGACGGCUCCGAGAAUAAAUCGACCACAACUCGUAGACCCAGUCAUGAAGUUUCACAUCCAGCUAUCGCUCGACGGCAGCGGCAUCGGUGCUGCCAUUGUCGCCGCGGUGGCCGUCCGGAUGACCAACGCUAAGCUGGCGAUGCUUAACGAUCACGUGUAGAGAGACAGACGCACUCGCGCGACUUGUAGUGGGAUUCGGGCAACAGCAGCAGCAGCCAGUAAAUCGCACGUCCACCGCCCGCACACAGUUUUCCACUUCGGGAACACAGCCUGCUAUGUGUGUGUGUGUGUGUGUGUGUGUGUGUGUGUGUGUGUGUGUGUGUGUGUGUGCGUGCGUGCGUGUACAGUGUUCGUACGUGUAUCUGUGUGUGUGUAUGUGUGCGUACGUGCGUAAGUGUGCGUGCGUGUACGUGAGGCACAGGCAAGCACGAGUCCCCACAGAAUGCUAUGCUGCAUGAUUGGGAUGGAAUUCUGCCUGUGGCCAAUCCGCUGUCCUCUAUUCUAGAGUUUUUUCGUCGCUUGCCGUUGUCGCUCGCCCCGCGUCUUCUUCGCUAGGCGAGAAAGUGUGCCGGCUUGUUAGCAGAACUAGGAAAUUCAGUGUCUCCCGGUAGCCGCUCGCGAUUCGACCCCUUGAAGGUCGCCGAAGGACGGUGAGCUGUGAGAUGGCUAUAGUAGCCGUGUGCGGUCUCCACGUGUGAUGUCGGAGUUUAGCGGCAACGACGGUCACUUCUUUCUGGGAUUACAUCCACCAGAAUGCUCGCGUAGUUCUUCUGAAAUGCAGGAGAUGCACGCCUCGUCGUAAUGUGGGCGUUUAGUGAUCAACGAUCGAUCAACUUUUUUUUCCAGCCGGGGUUUUUUUUUCUCGUGUACAAUUGUAAGUAAGGUCAUGUUUAAUCUCACGUAUGUUGUUACGGGUGUGAUGUAUUGUUCUGUAGACACUCCAGCAUGAGUGAGCUACUCUCAUGAGCUUAGUAUUGUGGGAGGUAUGGCUGCAAGAAACCACGACACGCAUGGUUUUAUACGUGUGGUACUGUUAAAUCAUACUAUUAUAAUUAUAUUUUCCUGUCGUUGGUGGUCUUUGUUUGAGAAGCAAUGGAAUUACGUGUUCUUUAUAUCGUAAUCAACUGUACAUAGCAAAACGUAAUGUUAAAUAGAUUAAGGGGGAGAUUUGAUUGGGUUACAAUGUUAUUGCAGCUGGUGUAUAGGUAUUACUGUUUUUCCGUGUAACGCUUCACAAAUCGAGCGUAAACUGAUGUUGUUUACGCAAAUGUGUGAAAUCGUACCUUGGUAGUACUUAUACAUUGCUGGAUGUAUGUGGUUGCACUAUAGUUGCUAGUAUAGGAUGAUGUCAAACCCCUCCCCCCUCCUUUUACACACUCAGGCUGUUCAUGGCAGUAAUUGUUAAUGAUAAGAUACUGGUGAUGUCACUGUUUCCACCAGCCCUUAUUUUGUAGUUGUGAUCACGUUACUGUGUUCAAUAGACACAUACACUGCGAUGACACCUACAUUGAUAUAUAUAUAUAUAUAGAUAUAUAUAUAUUAUAUAUGGAUAUCUAUAUGGAUAUAUAUAUAUAUAUAUAUAUAUAUAUAUAUAUACAUAUAUAUUAUAUCACAGCGUGAACUUAUGUCGCAGGGAUCAGUGCAGUGGAAGAGAUGGGGAAAAACUUGGCUUUACCAGUGUAGCCCCUUAGCUGCUGUUACACGAGUGAAGGAGUGAAGGGGCGAAGGAGCAACACGGGUAGAGCUAGGGAACACUGUGGUUGUGGUAGAUGCUGGUGAUGCGAUUGAUAAGCCUCAUCGGCUCGUUCUCAUUCAUCUGCGAGCUCAUUAGUAUGUAGUACUACCGGCGUAGCCCCUUCCACUGCAGGGGGCGCUGUAGCGGGAGCGAAGGCGCUAUAGGGGGCGCUGUAGCGGGAGCGAAGGCGCUAUAGUGGGAGCGAUGGCGCUAUAGGGGGCGCUGUAGCAGGAGCGAAGGCGCUAUAGGGGGCGCUGUAGCAGGAGCGAAGGUGCUACGCCGAUAGAUCUAGGGCUAAUUAGUAAUUAGCAGUUGCUGUGUAAGAUGGAUCUCAUCGGUGGUGCAAACAUAGCUCGGACGUACGUCGUCGUCGUUGUGCUGCCUGGCAGAGUGUACGUCAUGUACUACUGCUGUGUGAGUUAUUUUGUCCAUUCCAUGAUAGGAUUUGUACGAGUAGUUGCAGCGCUGUUGCCUAUAGAGCGCAUACGUUUAGUGUAUCAUAGCUUAUAACUCCCCGUACUAUUAGUGAGAUAUAUAUAAUGACCCCCCCCCCCCCUGUGCAAGGUGAUGACGUGUACAGCCUUCGUUAGCCACAUCAAUAUUUAUUAUAUGGAGUGAUCGCACGGGCAUGUGUUAGCGGGAGGGCAGGUGUAAUAGGUUUGGUCAUCUUUUGUUAGCACGUACAUAUUAUGCAUCAUGUUUGUGUGUAAGAAAAGCCAUUGGAAUGUGAGCUGGUAAGCUGGACGUAGGAUUAUGAGAGCACAUAAUAAUAUAUGACCUGCCUAACUUUCACAAUCAUGUACAGUAUGUAGUAAUAGCGCAGUGAAGUAAGACGACUAAGUGAGUAUAAUUAUAGGUUAUAAGGAUAUGAAAUAUAAUAGGAACAGCUGUAUAAUA
Messenger RNA from Priapulus caudatus, 4288 nucleotides. Its product is annotated as hexokinase-2-like. Gene Ontology annotation, biological process: intracellular glucose homeostasis; glucose 6-phosphate metabolic process; glycolytic process. Gene Ontology annotation, molecular function: glucokinase activity; mannokinase activity; fructokinase activity. Bases 272 to 1816 code for a protein of 514 amino acids. Lineage: Eukaryota; Metazoa; Priapulida; Priapulimorpha; Priapulimorphida; Priapulidae. Gene Ontology annotation, cellular component: mitochondrion; cytosol. The record is from RefSeq and is a predicted model, not a curated record. The transcript has 12 exons.